Messenger RNA from Delphinapterus leucas (beluga whale), 1523 nucleotides. RefSeq names its product DnaJ heat shock protein family (Hsp40) member C28 (gene DNAJC28). Lineage: Eukaryota; Metazoa; Chordata; Mammalia; Artiodactyla; Monodontidae. The record is from RefSeq and is a predicted model, not a curated record.
AUCAUCUUGAAAUGUCCUGCUCGUGCCCUCUUGGGAAGAGUUCGUUUUAAAAGAGAUUCUGGGGUUCCCUGAUAAGGUAGGACAUCUGUCCCUUUUAGGUAUAAUACUGCCCUCCGCACCCCGAGGGUUCCCUCAGUGUAAAACGCAGGUGGUCUAGUCCAGCGGAGACACUUGUCCCCGGCCACGGCGGAGAAGCCUGAGGAGUGAAGGGCCCAUCGCCCACGCAUGCGCACAGGCGUAGCAUGGGGGCGGGAGCCGCUGAGCCCCUUCCCAGCAUCUGAGAUCAUUGCUAGGAAGAACUCUGGGUACAAUAAUGAACAGUGUAUGCGAUGAUGGCUCAAAUCUUAAGAUCUCAUCUGAUAAAUGCUUCAGUGAUUCCUAAUCGAAUGAAAAUGGGUCCAUAUCUUGGUGUCAUUAGAACUAGAAUGAUGUCAACUCAUAAAUCCAAAAAGAAUAUGAGAGAAUAUUAUAGGCUGCUGAAUCUGGAUGAAGGAUGCUCUGCAGAUGACGUCAGGGAAUCUUUUCAUAAGCUUGCCAAGCAAUACCAUCCAGAUGGUGGCUCUAAUACUGCUGAUUCUGCAACAUUUAUAAGGAUCGAAGAAGCUUAUAGGAAGGUGCUUUCCCACGUGAUAGAACAAACAAAUGCCAGACAGAGUAAAGUUGAAGGAACAGAAGAAGAAGAAAAAAAAUUCAAAUAUAACACACCCCAACACCGGCAUUAUUUAAGUUUUGAGGGUAUUGGUUUUGGGACUCCAAGUCAACGAGAGAAGCAGUAUAGGCAAUUUAGAGCAGACCGUGCAACUGAGCAAGUGAUGGAAUACCAAAAGCAGAAACUGCAAAGCCAGUAUUUCACCGAUAGUGUAACUGUUAAAGAUGUAAGACACAGUAAGGAACAAAAGAUAACUCAAGCAAUAGAACGUUUGGUGGAGGAUCUCAUUCAGGAAUCAAUGGCAAAAGGAGACUUUGACAAUCUCAGUGGGAAAGGAAAACCUCUAAAAAAAUUUUCUGGCUGUUCAUAUAUUGAUCCCAUGACUCACAACCUGAACAGAAUAUUGAUAGAUAAUGGAUACCAACCAGAAUGGAUCCUAAUGCAAAAGGAAAUAAAGGAUACUAUUGAUCAACUCAGAGAGGCAAUUUUAGUGUCAAGGAAAAAACUUGGGAAUCCAAUGACACCAACUGAACAGAAACAGUGGAACCAAGUUUGUGAGCAGUUUCAAGAAAACAUCAAAAAACUAAACAAGCGAAUUAAUGACUUUAAUUUGAUUGUUCCCCUUCUGACCAGGCAAAAAGUCCAUUUUGAUGCCCAGAAAGAAAUUGCCAGAGCCCAGGAAAUAUAUGAGACGCUUAUGAAAACACAAGAAGUCACAGAUAAAAACCCAAAUAACUUUGAUCAGGGAGAAGAAGAGAAAACACCUGGAGUCAAGACAGGUUUCUUUAACUGGAUGAAUGUGUGGCAAUUUAUUAAAACAUGACCAUCUCAUUGUUCACAGAACUGCCCCCAAUCAUUUUCAGUAGUACUGACA